Molecule: messenger RNA, 7612 nt
Organism: Columba livia (rock pigeon)
Lineage: Eukaryota; Metazoa; Chordata; Aves; Columbiformes; Columbidae
Gene: MARF1
Product: meiosis regulator and mRNA stability factor 1
Exons: 27
Coding region: 194-5419 (1741 amino acids)
Biological process (GO): regulation of gene expression
Cellular component (GO): cytoplasm; peroxisome
Molecular function (GO): CCR4-NOT complex binding; RNA binding; RNA nuclease activity
Source: RefSeq, a predicted model, not a curated record
GCAGCCGCGCUGGUUUCCGGCGUUCGGUGUCGCUUGACGGCAGAAGGAGCAGAGAGGGAGGAGGGAGGACAACAAAGGGGUGUGAGGGGCCGUGGCGGCAUGUGAGGGGCGGCGGCGCCGGGGGCGGCUCAGCAGGUGGGAAGAAUGAAAGGAAGGGGGAAUGAAAGAAUGUUGAACCUUUUUGUUUGGCUGUAUGAUGGAAGGAAACAGGACAGAGAACCUCUGCAAUAGAUCGUUCGGAUGGCUUCAGCGAGAAGAGAAUGAUGCUAAACCAUGGCUAUGGAAACUUUCUAAUUGCUUUUCUGCUGCUGAAAAGUCUUUGCCUUGUAGUGCGAAAACGAAGGAUUACAUGGAGAACAAGCAAGCUCCUGUGGAAUUGAAGGAUGCUUCAUCUCCUCAUAAUGCUGGCUCUAAACUGUUUCCUGCAGUGCCGCUUCCUGAUGUUCAUCCUCUUCAGCAACAGCAAGUUCAGCUUUCACCUGGCCCAAAAGUAAGCUGCUGUGCUCAUGGCUCUGACUCUCCUUGUGCUCCACAGCUGCACUGUGGUGGUGGUGGUGGUAACUUGGUUCACCCUGGCACGAUACUAGACUCAAAAAGCACUGGGACGAUUACUUGUCAAGUGGGGUCAGGAUUUGCUUAUCAGUCUGUGUCUUCACUGAAGAACCCUCCGGCUAGAAGCAAUUUGGCAGGUGUUGUGAGUGAAUUCCCUGGCAUGUGCUUAGAAAACAGUGUGUCCUCCUGUCAACAUCUGCCCUGUUGUGGAAAACUCCAUUUCCAGUCCUGCCAUGGUAACGUGCACAAGCUGCAUCAGUUCCCUGCUCUUCAGAGCUGCGCAUCUUCUGGCUAUUUCCCAUGUUCUGAAUUCACGAGUGGGGCUACGGGCCACUUGGAUGAGCACGUUGCACAGUCGGAGCUGCCGUCACACGUGUGCGCCAACCCUUUGCACCUAAACAUGGCACCUUCGGUUUGCUUGAAGGGCUCUCACUACUGCAGUGACUGCUUGAGCAAGCCAACCAGAAACAGCCUUGUUGAUGCUGCUAAAAUCUGGCCAAAUAUUCCUCCUCCAAGUGCCCAGACUGCGCCUGUCCCUAUCCCCAUAUGUAACGGCUGUGGAACCAAAGGAGCAGCGACCGAGAAGAGUUUGCUACUGGCGAGCAGCCUUGGCAAAUCACCACAGAAAUAUGGGUCUCCUGAAGUUGCAAUAACAGGCCAAGUCCUGGAAAACUUGCCCCCCAUUGGAGUCUUCUGGGAUAUUGAAAACUGUUCCGUUCCCACGGGCCGUUCAGCCAUAGCAGUUGUACAGAGGAUUCGUGAGAAGUUUUUUAAAGGUCACAGAGAGGCGGAAUUCAUCUGCGUGUGUGACAUCAGUAAAGAAAAUAAAGAAGUUAUCCAGGAGCUAAACAACUGCCAGGUGACUGUUGCACACAUCAAUGCUACAGCAAAGAACGCUGCUGAUGACAAACUCCGACAGAGCCUGAGGAGAUUUGCUGACACACACACCGCGCCUGCCACCGUGGUUCUGGUGUCAACGGAUGUAAACUUUGCUUUGGAACUCAGUGACCUGAGACAUCGACAUGGUUUUCGUAUAAUUUUGGUACAUAAAAACCAAGCUUCAGAAGCACUCUUACAUCAUGCUCAUGAGCUUGUUUGCUUUGAAGAAUUUAUUUCAGACUUGCCACCAAGGUUACCACUGAAAAUGCCGGCAUGCCAUACGCUAUUGUAUGUUUAUAAUCUGCCAACGAACAGAGACAGCAAAAGCGUCAGUAACAGACUCAGGCGUUUGUCGGACAACUGUGGAGGGAAGGUGCUGAGCAUUUCUGGAAGCAGUGCAAUCCUCCGCUUUUUAAAUCAAGAAAGUGCUGAACGGGCUCGCAAGCGAAUGGAAAAUGAAGAUGUUUUUGGUAACAGGAUCAUAGUGUCUUUUACUCCCAAAAACAAAGAAAUUAAUGAAACAAAAAGCUCCAGUGUUGUGGGAAGUGAAAAGGUGAAGUCUCCCAAAAAAAUUAACAAGAACACAAAGCUGUGCCUCUUCAACAAAGACUCGAGUGAUCAGUCUUGUGGUACCAAAGGCUCUGCUGGGAGAGGAUUCCAGAUUCCUAUCAGCAAACCCACAAAUGUUAAAAGUUUACAGGAGCUGUGCCACAUUGAAUCAAAGACCAUCAGCAGAAAUACUGAAAACCAGCAAGAACACUUAAGAGAACAAAUUCCUUCUCCUCAGAGUAAUUCUAAUGCAGCAAUUCCUGUGUCUCUGGCAAUCAAAAAAAUUGGAAUGGGAGAAUCAUCCUGUAAAAGCAGUCAGAAAAGAGAGAUGUCUGCUUCCAGGAGCAGUACCAAUUCCCCUGUAGAUAAAAAAGAGAAAGAUGAAGCCGUGUUUCAGGUCAGCUAUCCCUCAGCUUUCAGUAAGCUGACAGCCUCAAGACAACUCAGUCCUUUGCUGGCGUCUCAGAGUUGCUGGUCAUCGCGGAGUAUGUCUCCAAACCUCUCAAAUAGAUCAUCUCCGCUCACAUUUAACAUAGUAAACCACACCAGUGGUACAGACUGCCCUGAUCCUUUUGCAAAUGGUGCAGACAUUCAGAUCGGCAAUAUAGAUUACAGAUUGUCCAGAAAAGAGUUGCAGCAAAAUUUACAAGAAAUUUUCUCAAGAUAUGGCAAGGUAAAAACUGUAGAGCUCAGUCCUCAUACAGACUACCAGUUGAAGGCUUCAGUUCAGAUGGAAAACCUGCAAGAAGCAAUCAGUGCCGUCAACAGCCUUCACAGAUACAAAAUUGGCAGCAAAAGGAUCCAGGUGUCAUUAGCAACAGGAACUGCUAGUAAAUCACUCUCUCUCCUCAGCUCAGAAGCUAUGUCCAUUCUGCAGGAUGCGCCUGCUUGUUGUCUUCCUGUGUUCAAAUUCACAGAAAUCUAUGAAAAAAAAUUUGGCCACAAGUUAAUUGUAUCAGACUUGUACAAACUGACGGACACGGUGGCGAUCCGGGACCAAGGCAGUGGGCGGCUCGUUUGUCUCUUGCCCAGCAGCCAAGCCCGGCAGAGCCCUCUGGGCUCGUCCCAGUCGCACGAUGGUUCAUCCGCAAACUGUAGUCCUAUCAUAUUUGAGGAGUUGGAAUAUCACGAGCCUGUUUGUAAGCAGCAUUGCCUGAAUAAAGACUUUAUUGAACACGAGUUUGAUCCAGAUUCUUACAGAAUUCCUUUUGUGGUUUUGUCUCUGAAGACGUUUGCUCCCCAAGUUCACAGUCUUCUACAGACACACGAGGGUACUGUGCCUUUACUAAGUUUUCCUGAUUGUUAUAUGUCAGAGUUCAAUGAUCUUGAAAUGGUGCCAGAAGGCCAGGGUGGUGUUCCCUUAGAACAUCUGAUUACCUGUGUUCCUGGAGUUAACAUUGCCACGGCCCAAAAUGGCAUUAAAGUGAUUAAAUGGAUCCAUAACAAACCACCACCUCCUACUACAGAUCCGUGGCUUCUACGUUCUAAGAGCCCUGUAGGUAACCCACAACUUAUUCAGUUCAGUAGAGAAGUGAUAGAUUUACUUAAAAGCCAACCGUCCUGUGUCAUACCUGUCAGUAAAUUCAUCCCUAUGUACCAUCAUCAUUUUGCCAAACAAUGCCGAGUGUCCGACUAUGGAUAUUCUAAAUUAAUGGAGCUGCUGGAAGCAGUGCCUCAUGUAUUGCAAAUUCUUGGUAUGGGUUCCAAACGCUUGUUGACUCUGACACACAGAGCUCAAGUGAAGCGCUUUACGCAAGACUUACUGAAGCUUCUCAAAUCCCAGGCUAGCAAGCAAGUGAUUGUGAGGGAAUUCUUACAGGCUUAUCACUGGUGUUUCUCAAAGGACUGGGAUGUUACUGAGUAUGGAGUCUGUGAACUGGCUGAUAUUAUAUCAGAAAUUCCAGAUACAACCAUCUGUUUGUCACAGCAAGACAAUGAAAUGGUAAUUUGUAUUCCCAAAAGAGAACGUACACAAGAAGAAAUAGAAAGAACCAAACAAUUUUCGAAAGAGGUGGUAGACUUACUGCGCCAUCAGCCCCAUUUUCGAAUGCCCUUCAAUAAAUUUAUUCCUUCCUAUCAUCACCACUUUGGUCGUCAGUGCAAACUUGCUUACUACGGGUUUACAAAACUACUUGAACUCUUUGAAGCCAUACCAGAUGUCUUACUUGUAUUGGAAUGUGGGGAGGAGAAAAUUCUCACACUUACAGAGGUGGAACAAGUGAAAGCAGUCGCUGCCCAGUUUGUGAAGCUACUGCGUUCUCAGAAGGACAACAGCCUGAUGAUGGCUGAUGUACUGAGCGAGUACAGCAAAACCUUUGGGUACACCCUGCGGCUUCACGACUACGAUGUCAGCUCGGUUCCAGCUUUAAUGCAAAAGCUUUGCCAUGUCGUAAAGGUUGUUGACACAGAGUCUGGCAAGCAAAUUCAGCUGAUCAAUAGAAAGUCUCUGCGGACCCUGACUGCCCAGUUGCUGGUGUUGUUGAUGUCCUGGGACGGAACGUCCUUCCUCUCGGUGGAACAGCUGCGACAGCACUAUGAAACAGCCCAUAGCACUUCGCUUAACCCCUGUGAAUAUGGAUUUAUGACCUUAACUGAACUCCUGAAGAGCCUGCCUUACUUGGUUGAGGUUUUUACCAAUGGUGCAGCAGAAGAGUACGUGAAGCUUACAAAUCUCUAUAUGUUUGCAAAGAAUGUAAGGUCUUUACUUCACACUUACCAUUAUCAGCAGAUUUUUCUUCAUGAGUUCCCAGUAGCAUAUAGCAAAUACACAGGAGAAGUGCUGCAGCCUAAAGCGUAUGGAUGCAACAAUUUAGAAGAGCUCUUGGGAGCAAUUCCACAGGUGGUCUGGAUUAAAGGACAUGGCCAUAAGAGAAUUGUGGUACUGAAGAAUGAUAUGAAAACUCGCUUUAGCUCACCUAGUUUUCCCCCUGUUGAUCAUGUGGAUGAUCAUGGAAAUCAACUUGCUGACAAUAAUGGACAUAUGGAGACCCCAGGAUCCACUUCAUCAAUGGAAUUAAAUCUAGGAACACCUAGCAAUGUUUCUAAUCAAACUGAGCAAGAACUUCUUUGCCUCACAAACACAUCUCCCAUUGACCUCUUGUGUGAGCCAGUUCCUUCCUGCCUCCCAUCCCCACAACUGCGCCCCGACCCCGUGGUUCUGGAGUCCGCAGACCUCAUCCAGUUUGAGGAACGCCCGGCACCUCUCGCUGAGAUAAUGAUUUUAACAGAAGAAGAAAAACAAAUUGUUCCCCCAGGUCAAGAAAAAUUGGCCUCUGGUUCCGUGGGAUCUCCCAGCACAGAGAACACGUCGGUGCCUCCCUGCCAGUCCUCCGAAACCCAACCCAGCAAGGAAGCGAUGGACAGCCCAGCCAAAAAACAACACAAAAACAAGGUGAAAUUGGCAGCAAACUUCUCACUUGCACCUGUAACCAAGCUUUAACUCUUUAUUUUUAGUGUGAAAGACAAAUACCUAUGGACUCUGCACAAAGUGAAGCUAUUUGCUAGCCCUUACGUAUUUUAAUGAAAGGCCUAGAAGAAUUAAUUUGUAUUUAAUGUAUUCUGUGAAGAUUUUGUUCUUUUUACACUGAACACAGCUAUUAGCAGAGCAGACUUUUUCUAUUAUUUUGAAAAAAACAAUUCUGGCAUUCGUUAAAUUAUUAUUAAAUUUUACAGUUUUUCAUGAAUGUGUGUUCAGUAAAAGCAAAAUAUUAAUUUGACUAAAACGAAACAGAUUUUAUUUUCUUGAAGCAUUGUUGGUGGUGUAAUCAUACACGUAGCAUAUUAUAUUCUAUAGGCUGUUGCUUACUGGUAUUGUUUCAGACAGUAUUAAUAAAAUGCAUGAUCUGUCUUUCAAAAGCCUGUUGAGAAAUUUUAAGUCGCUGACCUGAAAUGUCAAGAGUGAGGGAGCUGAUUGUCCUCCAGAGGAGAAACUUGUUCUCUGACCUUUCAGAUGACUUGUAACUGCACUGGAAAUUGUUUUGGCUAAAGAUGUCUGUAGAAGAUUAUGGGUGUUUUGUUCCUAAAACUUGUUUUAAAUGUUUUCUGUAGCUUUCAGUUCCAUUUAGGAGCUUUCUAGGACCUUGAUGCUUUAAGCUUCCCUUUUAUAUUUGGUUCCAGUCUGGUAUGGAUUUGGUUAAGGAAAAGACUGUCUUGGUGUCGUGAGUUUAAGAUACAGACACACACAUUUUAUUGUGUCUAGAAAUGAAAUUAGGAAGAUUCUGAUAUUUCUGAAAUAUGCAUUUAAUGCAUAAAUUACAGAUAACAGAGCAGGUCUUAGUAAAAUGUUUUCUGGCGGAGGGUAUGGAUGCUAUUUCCACCUGUAAGGCAAGUUCUAACUACACGUGGAAAUGCUAAGGUUGUUCUGCUUAACCUUGUUUUCUAUUUUUAAGCACGUUCAGUAAAUGGGAAGCUUAUUCUUUGAUGUGCUGUCUUUUAACUGUGUCUGUUUUUAUUUUGAAACUUACUCCUAGUGUUGGAAGCUUUCUUCUAUGUGUGGUACCUUGCGUUGGCUUUGGAAGAGAGGAUAAGCCGGUGGAUGACCUUAAUUAACUCUAGUUAGCAGAAAUGUCCAGUGUGUGAGUAAUUAUACCCAUUCUGGGUAACCAUGGCAUUUACAAUGGGUUGUAUUUGCCAGGCAGCGAAUAAAUUGCUUGUAGUACUGAAAGAACCUAGACUAGAGGUUUUCCACCGGCCAACUGAAUAUUUUUAGGUGGAUUCUAUUGUAAUACACAAGAGAUGGAACACGGGCUCUAACUUCUCAGCCAGCAGCAGGAAAUACCACUGAAUAAUGGCUAUAGACAGGAUUUUACAGGUCAGAUUUUGUUAUAAAAUCUUUUAAACUUUGGCAGGUAUUACCAGUAGUGAACUUAUAGCCAUUGGGGAUGCAGAGAAACACUUGGAAGUUUUUCUGAGCACUGUGGCACAGUAUUUUCAGUCCUUAGUGAAACUACAGACACACAGCUCUAGAAGGAGAAAAUUAGAAGUGAGCUUCCUUGGAAUGCUUCUAAUGAGUCGAAUGCGAGAACACCUCGUUUUACCUUAAGUUUGAUAAGGUUAACACUGAUCAGUCUAGAUCUCUGUUUCAGAAGACAACCCGAAAUUCUAUUUUCAUGAGAUGCAGCUACAAGUCAUCUGGAGUCCUAAAGAAAACCAGGUUUUUGCUUCAAAGGAAAAUAUUGUAUUUGUCAGAGUGAGUGUGGUGGUUACACCGUUUAUGGAGGUCAGUUAUCUUUUCUGGAUUCGCGUGUGAUUCUGACGAAAUCGCUGUUUGGAGGUAAUAGGAUAAUACUUUUGAGAAGUUGUGUUCAUAGUGUAACAAAAUAGCUAAUGGAAUCGCAAUAUAUUUUUUUAUCCAAAGGGUUAAAUGAAUGAUGUGACUUACAGAUUUAAAAGCAUUACAACCAUGAAAUUCUUUAAUUUAACAAUUAAAUGUACUACUUCAGGUUCAUGUCUGUUUAAAAAGAAAUGUCACUGAAGCCCUCAAUUGAUGCACUUUUUCUUCGCAUGGGACGGAGGAGAAAAAAGACUUUUCUUAGCUGUCUACUUUGUUUGGACACUUUCUUUUGUGGCUCAAUUGCUGUUUUGUGUGUUGGGACCAAACAGUUGUGUCAAUAAAAUUUUCAAGCAAGCAUAA